This is a messenger RNA of Scaptodrosophila lebanonensis, 878 nucleotides long. RefSeq lists its product as uncharacterized. Lineage: Eukaryota; Metazoa; Arthropoda; Insecta; Diptera; Drosophilidae. The coding region runs from base 44 to 772 and encodes 242 amino acids. The transcript is spliced from 2 exons. The record is from RefSeq and is a predicted model, not a curated record.
UGUUACCGAAUAUUAAUAUACAUUACUUAAACAUUUUAUUCAAAUGAAAAUGCAUCAAUGUUGCUAUUUGUUUGCCUUAUUGGCAUGUUUGCUGGCCAGCGCCAGCGCAAGUUCCAGCUUACCCAUUGGCGACUCCAAGCUGUUGCAGCUCAUGCGCGCCACUCGCAGCGCUCAGCAGACUGAUCCUCAGCGAUCUCUGGACUGUUUCCAUUACUACAGUGAGCUGUUCGAAGGGUACUUGCAGAUAUACGAGACUGAAUUUGCACAGUGUGAGGCUGAUGCGAAGAACUUAACUGAGAAAUACGAUUCCAACUAUGUGGGGUCACUAAAAAACCUGAAUACAUAUUCGGACUUGGCGUGCACUAAUUUGCUCGCAUGCUAUGACUCGUCAAGGGUACUGGACUCCUUUGGCUGCUUCGCGCAGGUGGGACCCGAAUCUUCCAAAGAUAUAUACGCUGUUUCAACGAACGCUUCGGUUUACUAUGGUCAGUUGCUGCUGCAAUAUCAAUAUGCGCAGUUCGAGGAAGAAACUUGCAAGAAUACCUCCAGAAAUGCAUACGAGCAACGUUGUGAUGCGGCCUAUGUUGAUCUUCAGAAAUGCUUGAAGGGCGAGAUUCCUGUGCCGACACCUGAACCGACGACCAUAUCAACAACUGUUGCCACGACAACCAGGACCACGACGACGCCAACCACCGUACCAACGCCGCCGGAGGACAACUUUAAUAGCGACAUCGCAAAUAUUUUGAAUAAGAUCAAACAUUUAAACGUUUGAUUGAUUUGACUACAUCAAAUCAAAACAGAACAAAUUAUUGUAUAUAUAAUUAUACAUGUAUUUCAAUGAAGCAAAGUCGAUAUGAAAUAUAAAUAUACACCUACCA